Molecule: messenger RNA, 2201 nt
Organism: Daktulosphaira vitifoliae (grape phylloxera)
Lineage: Eukaryota; Metazoa; Arthropoda; Insecta; Hemiptera; Phylloxeridae
Product: probable protein phosphatase 2C 6
Exons: 9
Coding region: 298-1971 (557 amino acids)
Biological process (GO): protein dephosphorylation
Molecular function (GO): cation binding; protein serine/threonine phosphatase activity
Source: RefSeq, a predicted model, not a curated record
CGGUCGUUGGGUUUUUCUCAUUGUUAAAUUUUGUGGUGACCGUCGCCAUCGUUAGUACUCAACUCGACGAUUCUUUUUGUUAUUAUUGUUGGUUUUAAUUUAAUCUUUUUCAAUUUGUUGUAACUUAAUAAAUGACACCACAUUAUUAUCCUCGCAGAGCUAAGAAGCUAUUUUUGUUAUUACUAACGUGAACUGACGUGUUAAUAUAAAUUAAAUCAAAACUGCUGUUGUCACUUGGUCAUUGUGAAUAUAUUAGUGUGUAUUUCAGGUUUUAAUAUAAAGUAGCUGAUUAAUAAAAUGGGUACUUAUUUGAGUAAACCAAAAACUGACAAAGAAUCAAAAGAUUAUGAGAACAGUUCCUUGAUAUGCGGUGCCAGUUCUAUGCAAGGAUGGCGUGAAAGCCAAGAGGAUGCUCAUUGUUGUUUAUUGGAUUUUGAUAAAAACAUUUCACUUUUUGCUGUUUUUGAUGGUCAUGGUGGCGCAGAAGUAGCUCAAUAUGCAGCUGAAAAAUUACCUUCUCUCAUAAAAAAUGAUUUGUUUGAGAAAGGUGAUUAUGAAAAAGCUUUAAUUAAAGCAUACUUGGAAUUUGAUGACAGUUUAAUCGAACCAUCUGUUCUUGAAAAAUUAAAUGCUAUUCGAGAAGAAAACAAUCAAGCAGAAGAUGAUGAAAAUGAUGGAGAUGAAGAAGAAGAAAGUGAAGAAUUGAAUGAACUGUACAAAGAAGCAGAUAUGCCUAUUGAAGAUAUCAUAUUGAAAUAUAAAAAUAAAAUAAUGUCUAAAGUAGAUGCAGUAAAUGCACUGGAUCAACCAGGAUCAUCUAAAUUACCAGCUUCUCCAUUUCUUAAAGCACCACAGAGACCAAAAUCAAAGUCAACUAGUGAAGAUGAUUCUAAUAAAGAAAAGUGCACUGCUGAUAGUACAAAUGAGUCAGAGGCUAAUUCUUCCGAAACUCUUGUGACAACAAAUGGAGUUAGUGAAAAAGAAUCUGAAGCAAGUAUUCAAAUAAUUGAUUCUUCAGAUACCAAAGUUAAUGGUACAUCCAAUUCAACUAAUGAAAAUAAUGGAGUAGAAGAAUCCAUUCCAGAGAGUAGUGUGGGUGAAUGUUGUCCUAGCAGUAGUAAAGGUCAAAAUGGUAGUGGAGAUAGCUCUUCAUCUGCUCGUUUGAUUGCUGAUGAUUCAGAUGAUAGUGACUCGGAUGAUGAAAUAUUUGAAGCAUCUAUUAACACCAAUGAUGAAUCAGAUUCUGAAGUAAGUGAUGAAGAAGAUGUAAAUGAUGAAGAAGAUGAUUCAAUUGUUUGUGAAGAUGACGAUGAAGAAGAAGAGCCUGGAAAAGACAGUGGCUGCACAGCAGUUUUAGCACUUUUGGUUAAUAAUAAACUAUAUGUAGCCAAUGCAGGUGAUUCAAGGUGUAUUGUUUCACAAAAUAAUAUAGCUCAUGAUUUGUCAGAAGAUCACAAACCAGAAGAUGAACUUGAGCUAAAAAGGAUCAUUGCUGCUGGUGGAACUGUAUCAAAUGAUGGAAGAGUUAAUGGGGGUUUGAACUUAUCUAGAGCACUCGGUGAUCACAACUACAAAAAAAAUAAAGAACUAUCAAAUACUGAACAAAUGAUUACUGCAUUACCAGAUGUUAAAGUUAUUGAUCUGAAACCAGAAAAUGAAGACUUCUUGAUCAUAGCAUGUGAUGGAAUUUGGAAUUCAUUGACUAGUCAAGAAGUAGUUGAUUUUGUUUCUAAACGUAUCAAUACAGCAGAUGUAAAUUUGUCAUCAAUUUGUGAAGAAUUAUUUGAUGAAUGUUUGGCACCUAAUACAUUUGGUGAUGGAACAGGCUGUGAUAAUAUGACGUGCAUAAUAGUAAAGUUAAAGCAGAAUCAGAAACGUUUGCGGUCAGAUGAUGACGAGGAAGUAUCUGAAAAUGUUGCUGAUUGCAAACGACCUAAAUUAGAUUCAAUUGAAUCUGAAUCGGUAUACUAAUGUUCCUUCUUAAUUUGAAUGUGUGACGAGUUGUUUGUAUUUGUUUCUAAAUUUUACACAAACACCUACGACUGAUUUAUGGAUAAAAAUUUGUUUUUUAAGUUAAAAUUGUAAUAGAAAUAAAAAAAACUGUCUUUUUAAUUUAUAACUGUAAAAUUAUUGUAGUUUACUGUUUAGUGUUUAGGUUAACUAUUAUAUUUUUCAUAAUUAAAUUUUCUUACAAAAAUCAA